Molecule: messenger RNA, 438 nt
Organism: Aspergillus mulundensis
Lineage: Eukaryota; Fungi; Ascomycota; Eurotiomycetes; Eurotiales; Aspergillaceae
Product: putative beta-1,6-glucan biosynthesis protein (Knh1)
Exons: 2
Coding region: 1-438 (145 amino acids)
Biological process (GO): fungal-type cell wall organization; cell wall biogenesis; (1->6)-beta-D-glucan biosynthetic process
Cellular component (GO): extracellular region
Source: RefSeq, a predicted model, not a curated record
AUGACAUCAAACGUUCUAGCAGGUAUCGAAACCUUAGUUGAGGGCGCAGGCACGGCCCUCAAUGCUCACGACGGCGUAACAGCAACUUGGGAGGAAUACGGGUCGCCAUCGUCAGAUCUACACCCCAGGAUCUACCAGGAAGCCGAUGACCAUAUGAGUGCAGAAAAUCGAAGGGUUAUCGUUGAUCCAUACAAAGUUCCUUAUCCUUUGCAAGCCGGUCCGACAAAAUAUGCUCCGUUGGCCAAGAAGGCCGGGACUGCGAUUGCGACAACGUUGCCAACGCCUCAAUUCCCGGCCAGUGCGUACAUAAUUGCUACCGAGUAUUUGGAGCCUGGGACCGUUGAGACAACGCUCACCGCGCCCGAGACGCUGUCUAUCACGAUGAUGGAGAACACAGCUGAUAGGGAAUUUCAGGCUGCCCCAGCACCACACCCCUAA